AUGAAAAAAUACAAGAGUUUAUCUCUUCUCCUUUUUCUAUUCUUUAUGGUCACAUUAUUCUCCAAAAUUUCAGUUGAGGCAAGAAACAAUCACAUUAGGAAUUCCAAAACUCGUAAGCACCAAAAAGAUAAGAGUGGCAAUGGCAACACUCAUUUUCCUAGUCCUGCACCAGCCCCUCUUCCUCAUCGCGGUUCUAAUCCCAACCCGUCUAGCAGUUUUGAUCUUUUUUCAUUUGGAGCUAAAGGUGAUGGAGUUUCCGACGAUUCUAAGGCACUCCUAGCAGCAUGGAAAGCUGCAUGCAAGUUUCCUGGGGCUACAAUAGAAAUCCCAUCAGGAUUCAAUUUCCUCAUCAAGCCCAUAACUCUUCAGGGUCCUUGUAUGCCUCACCUUGUUCUUCAGAUAGAUGGAACUCUCUUAGCUCCUCCCAAAGUUGGUUCGUGGCCAAAAUCCAGUUUGUUUCAGUGGAUUAAUUUCAAAUGGGUCCAAAACUUUACCAUUCAGGGCACUGGUACUGUUGAUGGCCAAGGCUCUAACUGGUGGACUACCUCUCAAAUUCUUUAUACUCAGAAAAAAUCCAAUAACAUUCCAGAUCUCAGACCAACAGCUUUGAGAUUCUAUUCUAGCUAUGAUGUCACAGUAAGCAACAUCAAAAUCAUAAACAGUCCACAGUGCCACCUAAAGUUCGACAGCUCUAAGGGUGUCAAAGUUAACAAUAUUACAAUUUCUUCGCCAGAAGAUAGCCUAAACACUGAUGGGAUUCACCUACAAAACACCCAAGACGUAGAAAUUCAGCAUUCUAGUAUUGGAUGUGGGGAUGAUUGUGUAUCCAUACAAACUGGUUGCUCCAAUGUCCAUGUUCAUCAUAUUAACUGUGGCCCUGGACAUGGUAUAAGCUUAGGAGGACUAGGGAAGGACAAAAGUGUUGCAUGUGUCUCCAAUAUAAUUGUGGAGAAUGUCUCAAUUCAAAACACUCUAUCAGGAGUAAGGAUCAAGACAUGGCAGGGGGGCAUUGGAUCUGUCAAAAACGUAUCAUUUACCAAUGUUCAAGUUUCUGAUGUUAAGGUACCAAUAAUCAUAGACCAGUUCUAUUGUGACAAGAAUUUCUGCAAGAACCAAACAGGAGCUGUGGCAAUAACUGGUGUUAAGUAUGACCAGAUAGUUGGGACUUAUUCAGUGCAACCAAUUCAUCUCGCAUGUAGCAAUGACAUUCCGUGCACUGGCAUUGAUCUAAUUGAUAUUCAGUUGAAGCCUUCGCCACGCUAUCGAGGUUUUCAACAGGGUCUGUGUUUGAACUCUUAUGGGAAAUCAAGUGCUCCAUUGGUUCCUUCAAGCAUAGAUUAUUGCUUAAGGAAUAGUGGUGGUUCUGUCAACAGAAUAGAAAGAUCACAUGAUAAUGUGUGUUGA
Molecule: messenger RNA, 1404 nt
Organism: Quercus lobata
Lineage: Eukaryota; Viridiplantae; Streptophyta; Magnoliopsida; Fagales; Fagaceae
Product: polygalacturonase At1g48100-like
Exons: 8
Coding region: 1-1404 (467 amino acids)
Biological process (GO): carbohydrate metabolic process
Molecular function (GO): polygalacturonase activity
Source: RefSeq, a predicted model, not a curated record